Neopsephotus bourkii (Bourke's parrot) is the source of this 3784-nucleotide messenger RNA. RefSeq names its product docking protein 6 (gene DOK6). Gene Ontology annotation, cellular component: cytoplasm. The transcript is spliced from 8 exons. The coding region runs from base 302 to 1297 and encodes 331 amino acids. Lineage: Eukaryota; Metazoa; Chordata; Aves; Psittaciformes; Psittacidae. The record is from RefSeq and is a predicted model, not a curated record. Gene Ontology annotation, biological process: positive regulation of MAPK cascade; cell surface receptor protein tyrosine kinase signaling pathway.
GGGUCGGGCUGGGCCGGCGGGUAGGGCGUCGGCGCGGGGAAAGGGAGCGAGAGAGCAGGCGGGCGGCGGAAGAGCGGAGCGGUCGCAAUCAGUCCCUGGUGCGGCUCGGAGCGGAGCAGCCGAGGGAAGAGCGCGGAGCGAAUCGCGGCGCCUGCCGCUGCCUGGAUGCCAGAGGCGCCUCGGACGCCGGCUGCCGGCGGCACCCAGGAGGGCCCGGGGGAAGAGGAGGACGAGGAAGAGGCGGCGGCGGCGGCGAAGGAGGACUCGGAGAGCGGAGCGGAGGAAGCAGGCAGCGCUGGCCAUGGCCUCCAACUUUAACGAUAUAGUCAAGCAGGGCUACGUGAAAAUCCGUAGCAGGAAGCUGGGGAUUUUCAGGCGUUGUUGGUUGGUUUUCAAGAAGGCUUCCAGUAAAGGACCCAGGAGACUAGAAAAAUUUCCAGAUGAGAAAGCGGCAUAUUUCAGGAACUUUCACAAAGUAACUGAGCUGCACAAUAUCAAAAACAUAACUAGAUUGCCUCGAGAGACAAAGAAGCAUGCAGUGGCAAUUAUCUUUCAUGAUGAGACGUCAAAGACAUUUGCGUGUGAGUCAGAGCUAGAGGCAGAGGAAUGGUGCAAACAUCUCUGCAUGGAGUGUCUAGGAACCAGGCUCAAUGAUAUAAGUCUUGGGGAACCAGAUUUGCUUGCUGCUGGAGUCCAGAGAGAACAAAAUGAACGAUUCAAUGUAUAUCUUAUGCCUACACCAAAUUUAGAUAUCUAUGGGGAAUGUACAAUGCAGAUCACACAUGAAAACAUCUAUCUCUGGGACAUCCACAAUGCCAAGGUCAAGUUGGUCAUGUGGCCUCUGAGCUCUUUGAGGAGAUACGGACGUGACUCAACUUGGUUCACAUUUGAGUCUGGAAGGAUGUGUGACACAGGAGAAGGGCUGUUCACCUUUCAGACACGAGAAGGGGAAAUGAUAUAUCAGAAAGUCCAUUCUGCAACACUGGCAAUAGCGGAGCAACAUGAAAGAAUAAUGAUGGAGAUGGAGCAGAAGGCAAGGCUCCAGACCAGUCUGUCUGAACCAAUGACAUUAUCCAAGUCGAUCUCACUUCCUCGUAGUGCGUAUUGGCAUCAUAUCACCCGGCAGAACAGCGUUGGAGAAAUCUACAGUUUACAAGGUCACAGCCUCAGCUCAGCAAAGGUGUCCCGGGCACAGACGUUUCCCAGCUACCAGGAGGAGCAGGGUGAGGAGCACCAGCAAUCCCUCUCACUGGCCAGCAGCUACGCCUUCACCUAUGGCUCAGGCCUGGUACAAUGACAGCUGGGGGCAGCCGGCCGAGAGAAACAGUGAAGCCUGGAGCCUGCAGCCAGAGCCGGGGAGCCGCUGGCCCCCUCCGCUCCCACUGUUUGCUGUGAAAACUGAUGCCUACCAGCUCCAGCUGGGUCACCGCCAAUGCGGAAACCCAGAAAGGCCGCUUCCCUGAAGCAGAGGCUAAGUCUUUAUUUAUUUAUUUUGCCGUUCCUUUUGUCAAUGCGUUCAGAAAGGAGGGGGGGCUGUGGGGGAGGGGUGGGAGGGGAUGCUUUCGUGUUGUGAGAAAUUGGUGGAAACAAAUGAAACUGUGUUGCUGUGAAGGUUUCUGCAUGACCGGAGAAGGACUGUUCUGGGGCUCCAUCACGAUGGUGCAUUUGACACCAGGGCCUUCCUUCCUGCCUCCACCAUCAGGCUGUCCCUUCUUCAGCUGUAACAUCUUUAGGUCCCACUGAUUCCCACUGCAGUCAUUGAAAUGUCACCUACUCGAAAGACAGCAUCUGUGCUGCAGGGAUCACCUUCAGAUUCAAGCGAGUUCGCUGAAUACCCUAGAGGAUGGUUGGGUGGGUUUUUGAGCUGGACACCAACAGGUACUGGAGUAGCAGGCUAAUAUGGUUUGUUGGAAUAGAGUUUGAUGUCUUAAGGUAAGGUUAUUGCCUGAUACAGUUCUAAUCUUAAAUUCCCAGGGCACAAAUUCAUCCCUUACUAAUACAUGCAUAAUUCUCACAGCCCCCCGACAUCUGUGAAUGUCCCUAUCAGCAGCAGAGUCUCAUCCUCAAGAUUGCUGCAAAGUCAUCUUAUUUUCAAAUUACUUAUGUAACCAUGCCUGCAAGCCUAACUUUAAAAAGUGGGAAAACUGUUCUUCAGACAACUGUAAGUGGGACACAUCCCCAGCUCAUGACUGCUUGUGCCAUGGCUGGGCCAGAUAUGGUAGAGCUCUGGUCUUGUCUUUCUUAUCAGCAUUACUUUGAUUUCCUCUGUUUCCUUCUCAGAUUUCUGUUUUAGAUGCACAUUGUAUCUUGUAUGAUCAUGUGUCAAGCCUUGAUUUACUUUGACAAGGAGGUUGAGUACCUCUCAGUGGAAAUUUUCUGUCUUUGGAAGACAUCUUUAAAAUAUGAACUGUGAUAGGUGUGUUUGUAAUCAGUAAAAUGAGGGAAUACGUUGGAAGGCAUACCUGUAGCUGGGGAACAAGUUUUAGCUAUUCUGAACAUUUAGACUUUUGUAAGUGGUAUUGAAUAUUUAUGUGCUCCUCACAAUGCCCUGAAACGUUUCGAAUUGUGAGGAGAAAAAUCUGCCCUCUUGCUAUGAUCCAAGCAGCCUUGUGUUCUGUUCCCAGUGUGAAAUGCUUGCCAUGAUUACCAGAAGGAUUCGUCUCAUUAGUUGUUUCUCAGGACAGGUUCAGGCAGCAUAUCAAGGAGGAGACACAUAGACUCUUUGCCAAUGAAAUAAUCAGUUUUCUGUACCAUAAGUUAACUGAAAAAGUUCUGUUGGGCUGUUUUAUAUAUGCACAUAUAUAUGUAUUAAAAAGUACAGAAGAAACUUCUGCUUUUGAUUAAACGGUAUGUCCAUAUUUUCUCCAACCAUUUUCCAGGCUAAGAGACCUUGCAGACUUACAGCUUUCUACACCUCAGUGAACAGCUGCUGAAUAAAAUAGCAUUGUGAUCCACUUGAAUGAAACACUUCUACCCCACUGCAAUCAGCUUUAUUUAUUUUUCCUCUUUUUCCCUGUCUCAUUCACUACCUUUUCUCCUUUUCACAGUGCUGCCAUACUCAGGAAUAGAACAGCACCCUAGAGAGUGUAUUUUGAUGAGCUAAAUGAAAAACUGCUCUUCCACACUGUCAGGGAUCUGUACCUUUCAUGCUUUCUGAGCAUUACCCAUCAAGGAAGUUUCAUUCACACUUUUAUUUAAGAAAAAAAUGUGGUUGACAUUUUGGUUUGGGAAAAUUUCCAGUUUGGAAAUGUUACAUGCAAAAUGUGGUACAAAAGGAUAGAUGCUUUGCUGGUGUAAUUCCAUUAUUCAGGCAGCUUUCCUAAAUAUACAGCUUUUGAGAAACUGGCCAGUUAUUUGUGUUCCUAUGCAACUGCAGUUCUUUCAUGUGCCCUAAAAUUAUAUAUUUUCUUUAAAAUUCCUUAGAUUAAGUUUCCCGUGUGUUCUGUAGAUUUCUAUGGUGUGUUCAUGCAACUAUUGUCCUCUGUGACUUGAGUGCAAGUCAUUUAAUACUUACAUAUUCUACAUAGUCCAAAGGUGAGGAAAAGGCAAAACAAGAGAGUAUCAAGAACUGCUUCAUAGUUCCAGUGCCCACAUACUUUAAAAAACUAUCUAAAUCCUAUAGGUAGUGCUGUAGCUGUAAAAAGCAUAAGAUCUAUAUAGUGUGCUCUUUCCAUUUCCUGGGGAAUGUUUGCUGUCUGCCACAGAUGGCUUUGUCUUCCCCUGCAGGGCACAGAUAUUGUCUAGUUAAUGGUAAUGUAGAUGCUAUUUCCAAAGAAAACACACC